AUGAAACACUUAGCUUUGACACUACUGGCCCGUCUGGUGCUCGCAUAUCCUUCUCAAUAUGCGCGAAAUGCUUUGGCGUUUGCCCCGGAGGAACCUGAAGAACCAAUAGGAUCCCCCGAAUUCUGGGAGAAGAUCAUCGUCAGCGGCAUUCUGGUACUGGCGGGUGGUGUUUUUGCCGGGUUAACGCUUGGCCUUAUGGGUUUGGACGAACUGCACCUCCGUGUCUUAGCAACUUCCUCGGACGACCUCAAAGAGAAGAGAAAUGCUCAGAAGGUAUUGCGACUAAUGGGACGAGGGAGACAUUGGGUUCUAGUGGUCCUUCUACUUGGCAACGUGAUCAUCAACGAGAGCUUGCCGAUUUUCCUCGACAGCGCUAUUGGAGGUGGCGUGGCCGCCGUUGUAAUCUCUACGACCGCGAUUGGUAUGCCUGCUCUUCCCCGUCUAUCAUGUGUGACAAUCAUUCCCCAAGCCCUGAGUGUCAGAUACGGUCUUGCCAUUGGGGCUGCUUGUGCACCCGCCGUCCUCGCAAUGAUGUUCAUAUUCGCUCCAAUUGCAUGGCCAAUCGCCAAGCUACUUGAUUAUGUAUUGGGUGUUCAUGCAACCCAUACCUACAAAAAGGCAGAGCUCAAAUCAUUCCUCCAAUUCCACCGAACCGGCGAAGAACCGCUCAGAGAUGAUGAAAUUAGCAUAUUGAACGGCGUCCUCGAGCUAAAUACGAAAAGCGUCGAGUCGAUCAUGACACCAAUGAAGGAUGUCAUUACACUCAGUGCUGACACAAUCCUCGACCACGCUGCCGUUGACAAACUGUUACUGAGUGGUUACUCCCGCUUCCCAGUACACCAACCAGGACGGCCCACAGCUUUCAUCGGAUUUCUACUCAUAAAGAAGUUACUUGCCUACGAUCCAAGCACAGCACUACCAAUCUCUAGCUUCCCUCUUUCCGUCCUUCCAGAAGCUACUCCCAAAAUCAACUGUUUCCAAGCACUUGACUAUUUCCAAACAGGUCGUUCUCACCUGCUUCUUAUUAGCCGUACGCCUGGGCAAGAAGGUGGUGCGAUUGGUGUUGUAACCCUUGAGGAUAUCAUUGAGGAAAUCAUUACCGAGGAAAUUGUAGACGAAACCGAUCGUUACGAGGAUAAUCAGAGUAAACGUCGCGCUCGACGUAUGACUACCUCUGCCAUAAUGCGAGGAAUUGUUGAACAACGAACUCGAGGAACAUCUCUAGGCGUCUUGGCCGAGGAGAGCGAAAGAGCUUCGCUCCUAGGAAGUCCUCGUACUUUCAACGGUGAUCUACCGCAAUAUGGCUCUGUGGGGCUGAGUGAAUCUCCUCGAGACUCAUAA
Molecule: messenger RNA, 1341 nt
Organism: Pleurotus ostreatus (oyster mushroom)
Lineage: Eukaryota; Fungi; Basidiomycota; Agaricomycetes; Agaricales; Pleurotaceae
Exons: 15
Coding region: 1-1341 (446 amino acids)
Biological process (GO): magnesium ion homeostasis
Cellular component (GO): intracellular membrane-bounded organelle
Source: RefSeq, a predicted model, not a curated record